GGACGGAAACGGAGGCGUGGAGCGUGGCACCCGCAGAGACACGCGGAGACAGACACAGUGAGACACGGUGAGACAGACAGUGACAGAGACACAGAGAGACAGUGAGACAGACACAGAGACACAGUGAGACACUGUGAGACAGACAGUGACAGAGACACAGAGACAGUGAGACACAGAGACACAGUGAGACAGAGACACAGUGAGACAGAGACACAGAGACACAGUGAGACAGAGACAGUGAGACAGAGACACAGUGAGACAGUGAGACACAGAGAGACAGUGAGACACAGAGACACAGUGAGACAGAGACACAGUGACACAGUGAGACAGUGAGACAGAGACACAGAGAGAUACAGAGAGACAGAGACACAGUGAGACAGACACAGUGAGACAGACACAGUGAGACAGAGACACAGUGAGACAGUGAGACAGACACAGUGAGACAGAGACACAGUGAGACAGUGAGACAGACACAGUGAGACAGAGACACAGUGAGACAGAGACACAGAGACACAGUGAGACAGAGACACAGUGAGACAGAGUGAGGAGACACGCUGAGACAGAGGCCCAGUGACGCAAGUGCUGACGCGUCCCUCUGGUCCCCGUGGCUUGCGAGCACAGCGGCUUCAUUGUUGAGUUCAGCUGACCGUCAUAAACAACACGCCUGCCGUUCCCCGGAUUACCCCCGCUGUGGCUUCAACACAGCAGCACCCUUGACUCUGUCGGGCAGAGAGAGAGAGUGGUGGCACGCGCGUCGCCCAUCGUGCAGCCAGACGUCGCCGCCGGAACCCAGGCAGGAUGCGCCUGACGGAGACGCCGCUGUUCGACCCGGCACUGCUCACGUCGCUGGACUGGAGCCACAACGACGUGGAGUUCAACCCCACGAUCUCGCCGGCCGCCCCCGGGGAGGGCCUCGUGAUGAGGCCUCUGUGCACGGCCGACUUCAAUAAAGGCUUCAUGAAGGUUCUGUCACAGCUGACGCACGUUGGAGAGGUGACGGAAGAGCAGUUCAUUGCGCGGUUUGAAAGCUUGAAGAAGGCGGGCGGCUACUUCAUCGUGGUGGUGGAGGACACCAAGCAGGGCACGAUAGUGGCCACGGGAACCCUGAUGGUGGAACAGAAAUUCAUCCAUUGCUGCGGCACGAGAGGGCGGAUGGAGGAUGUGGUCGUGACCGAUGAGUGUCGAGGAAAACAGCUGGGCAAACUGCUGCUGGUCACGUUGAAGCUGCUGAGCAAGAGCCUGGGCUGCUACAAGAUCACGCUGGAGUGUCUCCCCAAGAACGUGGCCUUCUACGAGAAGUUUGACUACAAGACGUCGCCGGAGAGCUACAUGCAGUGCCGCUUUCUACCGUGACGCCUUCCCCCUCCGAGUACACGGCACGGGACAGAAUGGCAAUGCUGACGUCCGCUGACCUCUCGUGAGUCAGCCCUACCACCUAGCCCUUCCCAAGUCCUACCACUUGACCCCUACCACCCAACUCCUACCACCCAACUCCUACCACCCAACUCCUACCACUUAACCCCUACCACUUAACCCCUACCACCCAACUCCUACCACCCAACUCCUACCACCCAACUCCUACCACCCAACUCCUACCACCCAACUCCUACCACCCAACCCCUACCACCCAACUCCUACCACCCAACUCCUACCACUUAACCCCUACCACUUAACCCCUACCACCCAACUCCUACCACCCAAGUCCUACCACCCAACUCCUACCACCCAACUCCUACCACCCAACCCCUACCACCCAACUCCUACCACCCAACUCCUACCACCCAACCCCUACCACCCAACUCCUACUACCCAACCCCUACCACCCAACUCCUACCACCCAACUCCUACCACCCAACUCCUACCACCCAAGUCCUACCACCCAACUCCUACCACUUAACCCCUACCACCCAACUCCUACCACCCAACUCCUACCACCCAACCCCUACCACCCAACUCCUACCACCCAACUCCUACCACUUAACCCCUACCGCUUAACCCCUACCACCCAACUCCUACCACCCAAGUCCUACCACCCAACUCCUACCACCCAACUCCUACCACCCAACCCCUACCACCCAACUCCUACCACCCAACUCCUACCACCCAACCCCUACCACCCAACUCCUACCACCCAACCCCUACCACCCAACUCCUACCACCCAACUCCUACCACUUAACCCCUACCACCCAACUCCUACCACCCAACUCCUACCACCCAACUCCUACCACCCAAGUCCUACCACCCAACUCCUACCACCCAACUCCUACCACCCAACCCCUACCACCCAACUCCUACCACCCAACUCCUACCACCCAACCCCUACCACCCAACUCCUACCACCCAACCCCUACCACCCAACUCCUACCACCCAACUCCUACCACUUAACCCCUACCACCCAACUCCUACCACCCAAGUCCUACCACCCAACUCCUACCACUUAACCCCUACCACCCAACUCCUACCAUCCAACUCCUACCACCCAACCCCUACCACUUAACCCCUACCACCCAACUCCUACCACCCAACUCCUACCACCCAAGUCCUACCACCCAACUCCUACCACUUAACCCCUACCACCCAACUCCUACCACCCAACUCCUACCACCCAACCCCUACCACCCAACCCCUACCACCCAACCCCUACCACCCAAACCCUACCACCCAACCCCUACCACCCAACUCCUACCACCAAGCCCAGCGAGGAUGUUGGCAUAACGAACGGGUGAGCACCUCGAGCCCCUCAUAAUCAAUGUAUUGUCCCUUUAUAGUCUAAAUAACAAGGUGAAUCUACAGCAGGGUUGCGAGGUUUAUCUUCUGUCUGUCGUUUAUUUGUUACGGAGAUGCUGCACACUAUGUUUAUUCAUUACGGACAUUAGGGUGUUAAUAUCUCGGCUGCGGUGUUGACGGUGACCAAAACCUCCGUAUACAACUACAUCCUGUGCUGUUGGUUUCACCAGUUGGGAAUUCAUGAGCAAGCGCGACGGCAAGGUCUGUGUGGAAUGCCAAAGGGGAAAAAAGAAACGAAUUCGAACGAAGGGAUUGGGAUGAUAAUUCGGCCGUGUUGACCACACGACACGUGGCUAUUUCAGCAGCAGCGAAUAAGGUUUGUCAAGUAAACCUGGCACAAGUUUUGCACGAAUUGACUUUCCACGACUCGUGGCUCCCCAAGACCCACGGUAAUGUCUUGAUAAUGCGUGACACAAGGCUCAUGGAUUCGAAAUCAGAUGAAUCUCCGUGAGUGUGCGUAAAAAAAAAACGAUUGGGUGCUUGUACCUCUCUGAAGAGUUGGGUUUUCCAUGUCCCACCACCGAGCGCUGAGCGCUGCGGCGGUGGCCGCGUGGGAACGCGUUUCCCCCCCCCCCCCCCCCCCGUUUGUUGAUGUCAUCUCUAUCGAAGGCGUCAAUGGUGCAAUCACUUCGAGAAACCCAUUAUCCUUGGAUAAUGACGCGGCUGAGCCGGUGGUUAUAUUCAAGACGGGGAACAACAUUCGCGUCGUUGACGUCGUCGCUGCCUUGCGAGCGCUUCCCGCCCGCCUGCUCCCGACCGUCCCGAGCGAGAAGCUUCCGCUGGACGACGCUGCGCGAGUUCUCAUCGGGCGACGCUGCGAACGCCGCAGGACGAUCGCGCUGCCUUGGGGAACAUCGGUGGCGGCCGUGAACGGACGCCGGGAGAGCGAUGACCGGGUACACCCUGAGCCACUCGCAGGGAUUUUGGCGACUUUAGAAAAUGCGCGUUCGGGCAUUGUUGUCGUUUGAAACUAGCAUUCGGAGUCUCAUUUAAGGUGGGGGGCAUUUGGAAGCUGGGCAACUCUGCUUGCUGUACACGUACAGCAGUUUUGUCAGUCCGCUGCUAAAUAAGCACCUUCCAACGCCACACGGAUCAUGGGCGGGGUGGUAUUUGACGGUACUUCACGCUGGUCAGUGCGGGUUGAAGUGUGGCGAGCUAAGUGCUGGUUCUGCUGUGCCGGGUGAUUUUGAUGUGGGUGCGGGGCGGUUGGAAGCUGCGUAUGGGAGCGUUCGCUGUACGGACGCAUGGUGAUAUUUAUUUCUCUCUAUUUUUAUGGCCGGCUAUGCACGUGCGGUGGAAGUUUUACGAAUUAUGGCCGUUUGCCGUGAAAUCUUCCGUGGUGGGAUAUUGGGUUUAUUUUUAAUAAAAACAGAGCCUGCGUGCGA
Messenger RNA from Lethenteron reissneri (Far Eastern brook lamprey), 4174 nucleotides. RefSeq names its product glucosamine-phosphate N-acetyltransferase 1 (gene GNPNAT1). Lineage: Eukaryota; Metazoa; Chordata; Hyperoartia; Petromyzontiformes; Petromyzontidae. Gene Ontology annotation, molecular function: glucosamine 6-phosphate N-acetyltransferase activity. The record is from RefSeq and is a predicted model, not a curated record.